Molecule: messenger RNA, 3616 nt
Organism: Fopius arisanus
Lineage: Eukaryota; Metazoa; Arthropoda; Insecta; Hymenoptera; Braconidae
Product: epithelial cell transforming 2 pebble
Exons: 3
Coding region: 782-3088 (768 amino acids)
Biological process (GO): cytoskeleton organization; filopodium assembly
Cellular component (GO): cytoplasm
Molecular function (GO): guanyl-nucleotide exchange factor activity; metal ion binding
Source: RefSeq, a predicted model, not a curated record
AAUACACAUGUGUGCAUAUGAGCGUCAGGGUCUCAUGCUUAGUCAACUGAGUCAGUGUAUUUCCGCUUGCCGCCAGCUGAACUCACACACAAAUGCCAUUUGUGUGCAUGUUACAUUUUGCACGUCACUCUUCAAUAUUUUCAUAGCAUGUUUGAGAUCAUCAAAUCCUUCAAAUUCAGGGAGUGAAGUGAAGUGAAUUGUCGAGCAACAAUUCUGUUUGAACCAACGAACCAAAUUAUAGCGUUACGAUUAUUAGGUGUCGCUGCUGUCGUACAAAAUUAAUAAAUUCACUUGAUGAUUAUGGUAUGCAGUCGAGUCGCACGUUCAGUUACGAUUUUCCAUUGAAAUUUACAACACAGUAUCAUUGUAGUAGUGAUAAUUCGUGGAGUGUUAGAGUAUUCGGUGAAUUUGUAGCGGUUUGAGGCGAGUAGUUGAUCGUAGUUGCUCGGAGAGACGCGAGUCAAGUAAUUAUGCCAGCGAUAAGGUGCCAACAAACGUCACCAAUACACGGUCGUACGUUGAAUUACGCCGGAAAAGGUAACUGCUGUAGUUAUAGACAUUGAGCUUUUGCUCCCUGAUUGAAUCCUUUGGGGGAAGAGGUUGAAGAAUUUUAAAUUGUCAGCCCCACCUAUUCAUAACCACUCAAAAAUAUUUUAGUGUGUCAAUUAUUAUCAGUUUGUUUGAAAUUGUACGAUAAUCGUGAAAGCAAUGACAACUUUUCGAGAAUAACCUGUUUGUCGAUAGUGAGAUGUCAUGAUGGUUUGAUUAAUCGGAAAUCAAGAUGCAGCGAGGUCAGUUGAAGGACAUCUCGUCCUGGAUGGCUCGCUUGCUCCCGGAAUCUUUGGACAAUUUUACAAAAUCAGAAGGUCAGAAAAUGUUCGGUGCCAAGACCACGGGCUCCAGUACAUUUUAUACAGAUCUAGAGGAAACUGAAAAUGAAGAGACAAUACUCCGAGAAUUCCAUAAGAAUCAGGGUUCACAGGAUUCCCAGACAGCUAGUGACGAUGGCAAUUCUCAGGACUCUGAUUCCGCUGUGUGCAUUGAGGAGCAUCAGGCACAACAGCAAUAUACAAGUCAUUCCUUCCACAGGAUCGCAAGUUUUGGGGGCUUUCCUAGAUUUCAACCUUUCGUUAUGUCUGCCUCGACACCUGGUGAAUGCACCACGGUCGAGAGAGUCGAGGAGACAACUUCCAUUGUCCAGAUGUCACAUAGUGUGCUAGAGUAUAGAAGCAGCAGAUACACAAGUUCAUCGAAACAAUCUACCAAUCAGUAUAAUCUAGAAUCCUUCGAAAAUAGUGAAUCUGAGAGUGACGAGGAAUCUGAGGAUACUCGAUCUUCGCAAUCAGAAUUACGAGCAAUUCCCGACGAAAAAGAUGCACCUAGUGAAUUGAAAUCCUCUACACGAAUAGAUAAAUACGAUUCUAAGCGACAAAAGGCCCAAAAAGUUGCUGAAGAACUUCUCAACACUGAGAACAAAUACGUGCUCAUUCUCCACCUGAUCGAUCAAGUAUUCCAGUUCCGGGUCGAUCAGGAGAAUCGAGCCCACCCAAUGUUUCCCCCUGAAACUGUCCAGCACAUGUUUUCCAACAUAAAAUCUAUUUACAAAUUUCACAAUGACUUCCUGUUACCCCAGCUCGAAGAACGAAUGAAAAAUUGGGAUACGAACUCGAGAAUUGGUGAUAUAAUGAAAAAUUUUGCACCCUUCUUGAAAAUGUAUACAGAAUACGUGAAGAACUUCGAUUAUGCCAUGAAUUUGAUUAGUACGUUACAACAGAAAGUGCCACGAUUUGCAGCGAUAGUCAAUGAAAUUCAGAAGCUCGACGAGUGUGCAAAACUCUCUCUGUCUCACCACAUGCUGAGUCCCAUCCAGAGACUACCCAGGUACGAACUUCUCCUCAAAGAUUAUCUGAAAAAUCUCAGCGAGGACAGCGAGGAUUACGAGGAUACCAAGAAGGCCUUGGAGCUUGUCUCAACGGCAGCAAAUCAUACGAAUGAAGCCAUGAAGAAAAUCGAUAAGUUCAAAAAAUUAUUAGAAAUCCAAGAAAGUAUUCACGAUGCCACGGACCUAGUCAGCGCGACUCGUGAGCUCGUCAAAGAGGGUCGCAUCGUCAAAAUAUCAGCGAGAAGUGGUGAUCACCAGGAGAGAUAUUUAUUUCUAUUUAGUGAUAUUCUACUGCUCUGUUCGAUAAGACUGAUACCAGGACCAUUGUAUCGAUUGCGAGCCAAAUUUUUCAUUGAAAAUCUUGAAGUCGUUGAGGGUGAUAAUCUGGAAACUGCCAAUACUUUUUAUCUGAGGUAUGGAAAUAAAAGUAUUGAAUUGUACACACACUCUGGUGCGGAAAAAGCUGCUUGGUUGGAUGCACUUUUCCAAACAAUGCAGGAGAUAAUAAAGAGAAAGGCCAGUUUGAAAACAGGCAGUACGAAGACUGCCUUAGUUAAGGCUGAUGAUGUUACUAGGUGCAUGGUCUGUGAAGCUAUAUUCUCAGUUAUGAAGAGGAAGCACAAUUGUAGGGCAUGUGGAAUUGUCGUAUGCAGUAAAUGCUCAAACCAAAAAUUAUUGUUCGAGGAUAACAAGAAUAUGAGGGUUUGUCGUCUUUGUCAUGCAGCACUGACUCAACCCUUGACUAAAUCCCCGUCUUCACCAGCUGGUCCUGUCCCAAGUCUUCUUCAAGUCUCUGCUAAUGCACCGUCCGUACUCUCCGGUUAUCUAUUAUUGAAGACUCAGGCGAGUAAACCCUGGGCUCGCAGAUGGUUCUCACUGCAUUCUGAUUUUGUUCUCUACACUUUUAAAUCUGAAGCUGAGAAUUUGGCACUCACUGCAACUCCAAUGCCGGGAUAUACACUCACUGAGGGAAAUGAUUUGCCUGAUGAGGAUCCAUUAAAUCCGAGGGAUAGAAAAGGCACAUUCAAAAUUCAUCAUUCCAGAAAAUGUUAUUAUCUCCAGGCCUCUUCCCAACAGGACAUGGACAGGUGGAUGCAUGCUCUCAGUCUAGCUACCAAAGCUGAAUUACCCCACUCAAGGCAAGACGACCAGCCAGAGUCCCAAUCUGCUCAGCCAGUACAUAAUCAAGAUUAUUUACAACCAUAAAGAGAAAUAGAAAUUUAAUAAGUAAACAAAGAGACAGCAACGCACAAAAGAGCUAAAGUUUUGUACCUUGGUAUUUAUGAAAUUGAACUAGCCAAUUUUUAUAUCUUUAAACACAUCAUCAGCAUUAGCUAUUUGUACAUUUAAGUAAAUAAUUAUGUUAUUAUGUUCUAUACAGUAAUUUGUUGGUAACGAAAAAUCAAGUCAAUUGACUGUGCAACUGAAGCGCUUGUUGUUUUGUAAUAUUGUGUUAUAGUAUAUUUAAAUAUAUAUCCCAGUAAAUCUAAGUGCUCGUGUGCUUUGACGAAUGAAACUGCCAGAGAAUUCGAAAUUCAUUUUAAAAAAUAUCCAAUUGCUCGGAUACUAAAUAAGGUAGCUACCAAUUUUGUAAAUCUACAAUCCGAAAAAUUUUAUUUCUACUUGAAUUGUUCUCAGGGAUCUUCAAGUCAGGAAUUAUGUUUUUUUUUUAAUUCGAUCGGAAAAAUGUGUGGAGACCGGGUGGCAUUUAAUAAAUUUUUCUCAUCUUGCAAA